Molecule: messenger RNA, 1922 nt
Organism: Catharus ustulatus (Swainson's thrush)
Lineage: Eukaryota; Metazoa; Chordata; Aves; Passeriformes; Turdidae
Gene: ORC4
Product: origin recognition complex subunit 4
Exons: 14
Coding region: 66-1469 (467 amino acids)
Biological process (GO): DNA replication initiation; DNA replication
Cellular component (GO): nucleus; nuclear origin of replication recognition complex
Molecular function (GO): ATP hydrolysis activity; DNA replication origin binding
Source: RefSeq, a predicted model, not a curated record
CUCCAGCCCGCGGGGCAGCUCCAGCCCGCCGUCUCCGCCGGGCGGGACGUGCCGAGCCGUGCAGGAUGCGCCCCCUCUCCCGCCCUUCGUCUGCUCGCGCUGCGGCAUCUCUGAGGGAGCCGCGGAUGCAGCCUGUGAGGAGGAUGAAACCUUCUGCCAUGAGCAAGCGUAAGGUGAAGGACAGCAGUGCAGAAAGUGCUGAGAGCAUUUCCCAGAUGCAGAAAAUCUUACGUGAAAGAUUCUGUCACCAUUGUGCUGCUGGAAAACUGGCUGGGAUGGAGCAGCAGUACAGACAUUUGCUGGAGCUGCUGAAGAGAACCACGGUGCACGGGGAGAGCAAUUCCGCCCUGCUUAUCGGGCCCCGGGGAUCCGGCAAAACCACGCUAUUAAAUCAUGUCUUAAAAGACCUCAGGGAAAUGAAAGAAGUGAGAGAGAACCUCUUGGAAGUCCAUCUGAAUGGGCUUCUGCAGACAAAUGAUAAAGUGGCCCUGAAGGAGAUCACCAGGCAGCUGCAGCUGGAAAAUGUGGUUGGGGACAAAGUUUUUGGCAGCUUUGCUGAAAACCUUGCCUUCCUCCUUGAGGCUCUGAGGAAAGGAAACCGAACCAGCAGCUGCCCAAUUUUGUUUGUCCUGGAUGAAUUUGAUUUAUUUGUCCACCACAAGAACCAGACCCUGCUCUACAACCUGUUUGACAUCUCCCAGUCUGCUCAGACCCCAGUGACAGUGAUUGGACUCACCUGUAGGCAGGAUAUCCUGGAGCUCUUGGAGAAGAGAGUAAAGUCAAGGUUCUCCCACAGACAGAUAUAUCUGAUGAAUUCCUUUAAUUUUACACAGUACAUGAAGAUAUUUAAGAAAGAGCUUUCCCUUCCUGAUGAAUUUCCUGAUGAGACUUUUGCACAAAAAUGGAAUAACAAUGCUCAGCACCUGUCAGAGGAUAAAACCGUGCAGGACGUGCUGAGGAAGCUCUUCCAGCACAGCAAAGAGCUGCGCUCGCUGCACUCGCUCCUGAUGCUGGCUGUCAGUGCAGUGACCGUUCACCACCCCCUGCUCACAGCUGCAGACCUGCAGGAGGCCAGCAGGCAGCACAGCAGCGACUCCAAGGCAAACAUUGUCCAUGGUUUGUCAGUGCUGGAAAUCUGCCUCAUCAUAGCCAUGAAACACCUGAAUGAGGUCUAUGAUGGAGAACCAUUCAACUUCCAGAUGGUUUACAACGAAUUCCAGAAGUUCAUCCAGAGGAAAGCACAUUCCAUGUACAACUUUGAGAAACCAGUCGUCAUGAAGGCCUUUGAGCACCUGCUGCAGCUGGAGCUGGUGCAGCCGCUGGAGCGGCCGGCGGCGCGGGCGCAGCGCGAGUACCUGCUGAUGAAGCUGCUGCUGGACAGCAGCCAGAUCAUGGACGCCCUGCAGGUGUACCCCAACUGCCCCACUGACGUGAAGCAGUGGGCAGCCUCCUCCCUCAGCUGGCUCUGAGCUCCACCAGAGGCAGUGUUCGCCCCCAAUCAAUCAGUUUUUGGAAGCAGCUUUGUUGCUGCUCCAUUUGGGAUUUUCUAGGGAGAAUGGUGCUGUUGUUCCCUCCCAGCAGCCAGGCUGUGCCUCCCUCACAGCCCCAGGUGCUUCAGUUCAGCUCAGUGCCAGCUCUGCUCUCACCCUGUUCCCAAUCCAAGCUCUGGAGUUUGUCCCUGUGGCUGAGGGCUCCCUUCUACAGCCCCAUCAGGUCAAAGCUCACACUGCACUUUUCCAUGGAAAAUGUGCCCAAUUCAAUCUUUAAUCACAACCAAAUUUACUUCAGGCCAUGUUCAAUCCAGGCUUCAGCUGCUACUUUGUGCCAAGUACAAGGUAACAUCUUCCCAUACCCAAUUUUUUGUAGCAAAACUUGUUGUAGGACCAUCCCCAUGAGUUUCAAAUAAAGUUUUCAAAGAAUCA